This is a messenger RNA of Leptomonas pyrrhocoris, 5264 nucleotides long. RefSeq lists its product as hypothetical. The coding region runs from base 504 to 5264 and encodes 1586 amino acids. The record is from RefSeq and is a predicted model, not a curated record. Lineage: Eukaryota; Euglenozoa; Kinetoplastea; Trypanosomatida; Trypanosomatidae. The transcript has a single exon.
AGUGCUCCCCACACCGCACGGUUCAUAUUGCCUUCUCCCGCGACACGCGGCGAGCCGCUAAAACCGACAUCUGAAGCCAGCUUAGCCUUUUCUGUUUCUCAUUGUGCGUACUUCCUCCUGUAUUUAUUUUUUAAGUACUAUAGAUCUCUGUUUUCGGUGCUCCAUUGGCAAAAGGAGUGCCACGAUAAUAUGAGCUCACCAGGCCGCGCCCCCUUCGUUGCUCCUCGAUGGCUCCCGCACCGCGCCUGAACCAAAAACAGUUGUUGUGCUUCACUUUUCCGUUGCCGGGAAGGAGACUGCAGCGCUCUCCCGUUGCCGUUUCUGGAUAAUCCAAAAACUAUACCAUCUCCAUUGCUUAAGUUAGAAGUUCUGUUUUUGUUUUCUGCAGUUUCCCCUCCGGCGUCGUCGCCCAGCGCUCUCUCUUCGCCGCUCUUGUCCGCUCGUUCUCGUCGAGGGGCCUGAACUGCAAAACUCGGGAAAAAUAAUAAUAAGAAAAAAUCCGAAUGAAAAGCCACCACGUCACGGUGGAGCUGCUCGACGCGGUCGUGGUGCCCGUGGCUGCCCCUGCCCACGGCCCGGAGAGUCCUUCGCAAGCUGCAGGUGCGUCAGCGUUCCUCAGCACCACAGAUGACAACGCCGCCAGCGUUCCGCCGCUGACGUCGACGGUGAUGGCGGCGGCCAGCGUGGACACCCCGAGCAGCACCUUUGAGGCGGCGAUCUGCACGGAGCUGCAGCGCCUCAUCGAUCACUGCGAGGAGGUCUGGGCCCACACCAUGCGCUUAACUCGCGUGGCGGUGCGCAGCGUCGUGAUGGACCAGAAUUACGCCAUCGCCGUCACCUGCGUAAUGCUGCUCAUCUCCUGCGUCCUCUAUCCGCUCACACAGACGCUGCUUUGCACGGUGCUCUUCUUUGUCUUGUACGGCCUGUGCAUGGGGCUCCAGGGCUACCACUUCUGGGCCCGCGUGACGGAGAUGAAGUACCGCACCGCGUCCGUCACGUCGGAGGUGCUGACGCGGUGGUGGCAUCGGGUGCACGAGAUGCCGCUGCGGCAGUCGCAGACAGCCGAGGAGCGGCGACGCGUGUUUAUCGAGUCGUUCGCGCAGCUGCCCGCGAAGGCGUUCCGCAUGGUCGCCGUUGUCGACGAGCGCACGGACCGUUUGAAGCACAUUCACAAGAGUUUAAUGGUGAAGCGCUCCAAGCGACUGGAUGAGGCGACGCUGAAGGUGCGGCCGUACAUUGAGCCGGUGGGCAUCUGCAAGUUGAUAGACGUGAUGCGCAUCACGCUGGAGUCGGACGCGAUUGUGCUGAAGCCGCUGACGGACCGGGCGCGGCCGCCACGCCUGCCUAACUUGAUGCUGUCCAACGCAACUUUUAUUGAAGACGAAGACACCACCGAUGACAGCGAUAACGAGCGUGAAUCCCGCACGGCGCUCGGCGGUGGCAACACGAUCUCCGUCUCCCAUCACAUGGAGUACUUUGUGCACCGCGUCUUCCUGCUGUUUUGGGGCCUUGCCAUGCUGCUGACCGCCGGCGCGGGCGUUGUGUUCUACUUCACCGUCGCUGCGCCGCUCGGCGAGGGCGUCUUUCUCGAUCCCGCCGUGGCACUGCUCGGCCUGCUCCCGCUGAACGCGAUUGUGCUGAAUCGAUUUCUCAUCUUCUACGCGAACGUGUAUUUGGAUAAGCUGUUCCAUUACAUGGUGUCGCGCCGCUCGUACGCGCUGGACGAUCGGCUGCCGCGCUUCUCGUUCUGGCCCACCGUCGUCACGAUGGCCCGCGUGGUGUUUCGCAUGCCGCCGCCGAAUGGCGGCCGCAACCCGCUCGUCUUCGCCACGUCGUUGGUUGACGUGUUCGGGAUGGCCACGGUGGUGGCCAUGUUGGACCAGACGGGCAUCGUGACAGACAUGGUGCCUCUGCCGCGGCAAAUCCUGCUGCUGAAGCGCGACCCGAAGCAGGAGAGUUCCUCCAGCGAGGACAGCGACGUCGGCGCUGUUUCUGCGAGUGCUGCCGCUUCCUUCUCGCAGCGCAGCGAGCGCGAGGCCCGCGAGCGUCGUAGAGACAUGCGGAAGCAAAUCAAACGAAAGAAGUAUCAGGAACAGCGCUUUGUGGAGCUGCGCCUCGCCCAGUCAUCGCGGCAGGACUUGGCGGUCGAGUUCGCCGACGACGACAAGGCAGUGCAGAAGAGCUCGAACUACUUGAACCCGCUGUGUCUCGCUAUACUGGUCCAUGCUUUGGCCCGCGAGCCGACCCAGCUGGCGACGUGGACGGAGCCGUUCCGCUUUUGCGAUCGCUCGCUGCGGUGGUCGCGUGCGCUGCACUGGAUCCCGCGUGCGUGCGGCUUUCACGACAGCGUUGCCCGCAACUUUCUCGUGCUGGCCCGCAUCUUCGUGAUUCACACGAAGGCCGCCAGCGGCUACCGCGACACCUUUCCGGAGCAGGCGUGCUCGUAUUUGGUGGAGGGCAGCGACGGCGCGUUGCACCUCUUCACGAUGGGCACGCCCUACCUCGUGUGCCGGCACUCCUCGUCGCACUGGACCGGCGCCAGCGUGGAGGAGUUCGACGAGGGCGACAAGGCGGAGGUGUUGUACAUGGGCAAGCAUCAAUGGGAGGAGGGGCAGAGCCUGGAGACGGUGGCGCUGUCCCAUCGCAUUCUACCAGAGCGGUACCGCCGCUACGUCGCGACGCUGCCGCGCAACCCGCACCGGUACAGCGAGUUCUUCUUCCGCAACGGCGCCGAGGUGAACGGGACGACCACGAAGGCGGCACGCGCCGGUCGGCGACGGCGGCGGGAGGCGUGGGCGGCGACGCGGGCAUCGAAGGCUGCGGUGGCAGCGGAGCGUGCAGGCGGCGAGGGUGCAGAGGAGAGGGAGGAGGAGAGGAGGGAAGGCAGCAGCAGCGGCGGAGCGCACACGCGCACCACGAAUCGCUUUCCCAGGCGGGCAGUGAGAAAGACGGCACGAGGGGAGAUGGGGCAGCCGCCGAGAGAGUCAUCGUCCGCCGUUGCAUCAACGAGGAUGGCGGAUCACAGCGAGGAGGAGGGAGGGGAGGACGGACCGUUUGGGCGCACCUUUAAGGCGCGUGACCGGGCAGAGACGUUCAUGUACACCAGCGACGCAGAGGAGCACAACAACGGCAGCGUGCGAAGGAUGAGUAGCAGCCACCGACAAGGUGGAGAGGAGGAGAUGAGAGAGGAGGAUGACAGACGCCUUGACGGUUACACGGCGGGUCGGAAGAACGAUGAAGAAGGAGAGGAGGACCAGUAUGAGGAGAGCGAACUGGAUCCUCACAUGGCAGGCAGCAGCAGCAGCAGCUUGAACAAGUCUGGUGGUGGCAGCGGUAGCGGCAGUGGCACGAGCGGGGCAUCGAGAAAUCAUCCGCGGCAUGGUCGACGAAGCCGCCGUCGAUGCCGCUCCGUGCCGCCGCCGCCGUCGCCGUGCACCACGCGCCCCCCCGCACUGAAGUCGCGUAGUCGUUCCCUCGGCGCGGUGCCCUCCGAUGUGGUGGGCGACAUCGAAGAGGACGACUGCCUCACCGCCAGCACGUUUAUUCGCCUCAUGGCCACCACCUCUCACACCUUUCUCGGCCUGGUCGGUUUGCAGGACUCGGUACGGCCGAAUGUGCAGAGCACGAUGGCGCUGCUCGAUGGGGCUGGUGUUCGCUGCAUGUACUUCUGUGCCGACAACGAGCGCCAGACGAAGAGCUUUGGCAGUCGUGUGGGCCUCGAGACCGAUUGGAACUGCUGCAUCUCGCUUAAGGAGGACGCCGUGGCACUCGACCCGCACAGCAUCCGUGCGCAGCUGCCCUUCGGCAUGAAGUCCAUCCGCAAGCACAUUCUGCACGUCGAUGCUAUUCCACUGCAGGUCAGCCUCUUCUCCCACGCCCUCGGUGUGUCGAAGCGGGCGAUGCUGUCCGUGCUGCAGGACAACCAUGAAGUCGUCGUGGCAGUCGGCUCCGUCUUCAGCCACAGCAACGUGCGCAGCUUUGUGCAGGCGGACCUGUCGAUUGGUGUGCUGCCCACCCGCCGAGGACCCAACGCGGACAAGGACGCCACACUGAAGCACAGCCGCAUUGUCGAGCCCUCCGACUUCGCCGUCGCGAACAGUCUCAACCGGGACAUCCCCCUCUACCGAAACGUGGCGGAGCUGAUUGGGUGCAGCUGCUCCCUGCGUGCCCCGCCGACGACGUCGAUACUGCCUAUUGUCGCGAUGAUGAUCCGACAGGCCCGUCUGCGCCUCAGCGGCAUCGGCAAUGGCGUGGAGUUCGUUCUCCACGCAAAUUUUUUCUUGGUCGUGGUGAACGUUGUCUUCCUCGUGGCCGGGGCACCGCUGCUGUUGACGCCGUCGGUGACCGUCUUUGAGCUCUACGUGCAGAUCCCGAUCUUGGCGACGUGCUGCACCUACACGGCCUUUGCUGGGAUGGACCCGAUGCGGGUGAUGCCGUCGCGCCACAACCACUUUGUGCGCCGCGCCAUCUUCCGCCACAGCGUGGUGGUGUGGUGCCUGCGGUACACGGCGUCGGCUGUGGCGCUGCUCGCCCUCGGCCUCACCGCCUCGACGCGCCUCUGCCACGCUCGUGUAGUGGAUCUAAUCAACUUGGAUGACCAGGAGUGCGUGGGUGCGGCGCAAGGCUACGUCGCUCUCACGUUCAACUACUGGCUGAUGGUGCACUGCUGGACGCACAUCAGCCGGCACAACCCAAUCUCCCCGACCUUCUCGCUGAAGCUCGCCCAUGGGCGGCGCUCCACUUACCUGUUUAAGUCAUUUCGAUGGCUGUCCGCGAGCUUGGCUGUGUCGCUGCUGAGUGUGGUGGCCGUCGUCCUCGACACACCGAUGGGCGUGCUGGGCAGGGCGUUCUUCCCCUCUGUUGCGCACUUCGUCGUUGCGCUGCUCUUCCCGUUGCUCAUUCUCGCACUCGACUGGCCCAUUAAGCGGUGGCGCGAGCGUCGCUUCACCAACAUGCAAAAGUUCCGCAAGCUGUCCUACGGUACCCGACUCGGCAUGCACUCCCCACGUGGGGACUACGAGCCGGAAGGCGUCACGUACAACACCACCGCCGCCACCAGCACCAACGCCGCGGGUCUCAGCACGGGUGGCAGCGGGUCGGGCGAGGACAUCAGCGUGCCGGAGAAUGCCAGCGUCAUGACACGGGUGAGUGAGUGGUUCUACCGCUUUGCGAGCAUGCGCGGGGGUAAGUUGGAGCUGAACUGUGUGUGCUGCGACCACAUUGGCGGCAACUACGCCACGUACCACACCGUCGCAAACGUUUGA